Gadus morhua (Atlantic cod) is the source of this 1663-nucleotide messenger RNA. RefSeq names its product surfactant protein Bb (gene sftpbb). The transcript is spliced from 11 exons. The coding region runs from base 166 to 1212 and encodes 348 amino acids. Gene Ontology annotation, biological process: sphingolipid metabolic process. The record is from RefSeq and is a predicted model, not a curated record. NCBI's taxonomy places the organism in Eukaryota, Metazoa, Chordata, Actinopteri, Gadiformes, Gadidae. Gene Ontology annotation, cellular component: lysosome.
CGCUUUCAAACAUACCAUAGGUCCAUGGUUUGUUCAGGCGUGCAUGUUUCCACCGCGGUGAUUGGCUGACCGUUAAACUGCGCUUCCGGGGUACCAGAGGGAGGAUAGAAGGUACAACUGCUUAACGAAGACAACCGUUAUCAGUCGCACUUUACCCUUUUUUAAAUGGAGGUCUUUGGCUUUUUCUUGGUGGUUUUCUCUGCAUCGCUGGCCCCGGGAGAGUUCCGAUUCAUCGACGAAUACUCCAAGAGCGACAUCAGUCACGAGACCCUGAGUCCUGAUAUUUGUUCAGAAUGCAGCCAGAUUAUGAAUAUAACCUCAGAAAAAGGCUCCAACGACGACACACGGGAACUGCUUCAUGAGAAGCUGAAACACCUGUGCAGGCGCCUCAGCAGUGAUGAACACGAUGACUGCAAAUCUCGAGUGGACACCUAUCUACCUGAGAUCGCUCGAAUGAAGCCCCGUGAGGUGUGCCAGGUCCUGGGCCACUGUGUUCUGGGAGUGGUCGGACCUGCUCAGGUCGUCCCCCGGACGGUGGCCUCUCCUCCUCCGUUCAGCCCUGACCUCAGUACUCAGUUCAGCCCUCAGUGCACACUGUGUCUGUUCCUGAUCAGAAAGAUGGAGGACAUGCUGCCUAAAAACAGGACUGAGGACGCGGUGGUGAAGCUCAUGGGACAGGUGUGCGCUCUGCUCCCCAGCAGCUACAAGAGGAAAUGCAACGACUUCAUUGAUAAAUAUGGAAAGCAGAUCGUUCAGUUUCUGAUGUCCUCAGUGGCUCCGCAUUCGAUCUGUGCUCUGCUGCACCUCUGCCUAAUGGAGGAGGCGUCAACUGUGGAGACGCUGCCUCCAUCCUCGGACUGCCAGGCGUGUCGUCACCUGUUGGUUCUCAGCAGGCUUCACCUCGGCCUCAACUCCACCCGGCCCAUCCAGACCUCCGAUUUCCUCGGGUCUGUCUGUCUCCAGCACCCUAACGCUAUCCCUAAGUGCGAGGUGUUUCUGAAAAACUUUGGGUCUCGGCUGCAAAGGGUUCUGGGAAACCAGUUGGACUCUUCAGAUCCCUGCGAGAGAGCAGAGCUAUGUGCUGCGGUGAAAGUCUCCUCCAGCUCCCAGACACAGCACUGUAACCUGGGGCCAACCUUCUGGUGCCAGGACGUGAGGUCGGCGCUAAUGUGUGGCAAUCUAGCCUACUGCAAGAAACACCUGUGGAGAUGAAACAUCCCUGCAUCCGAGCGUUUUCUGCUGACAAUCCCUUUCUAUAUUUGCUCCAUUGAUUUAUCUCGCUUGCGAUUUACUUAUAAACCUUGCAUGUGUAAUGGUGAGAGCCCCGCUCUUGGAAAGCAUAAAGAAAUACAGACUAAAUCUGGAUGACAUCGAAUGCCUCCACAAGCAUUUAGCUUCAUUAUUUUGUAGUACAAUACUGGAUCCCUGUAACAUACACUAGCCUGCAGUACAAGUACUUGGAGCAUCUACUGCCAGAUUCAGGGCUAGAGGACUUCGGUUCAACUGCAUGUUCCCCCACUCCAAAAUACCUUUUAAUGCAACAUAAAAAAUACAACAUUUCCACAAAGAACACACGAGUGCAUUUGUACAGCGAUGUACUCGCUGUAGAACUAUGACCAUAAUCACUAGAGCUGUCAGUUAAACGCGUUAUUAACGACGUUAA